CAAUUCAAAAGCUCUAAGUUCUGCUCCUGCUUUCGGUUUUACUAGCGCUUAGUUAGGAAUAGGAAGCGGGGCAGAAUUUCAGUUUGUCACCGCGGAUGAGCCUCUGCCACGUCAGACUGCACACGCCGCAGCUGCUCGGCUUCCAGGGUUUACACACAGCACAGCUGUGAAGCUAACAGGCUAAUCAGAGCAUAAUAUACACAAACUGUAGGUCGCAUCGAGGCCAACGCGGCUAGCUGGCUAACGUUAAAAGCUAGCUUCCUGCUGUGAGGUUGGAGCAGCAAAACCAUCGGUUUUUCUUUGUAUUUCAGUUUUAAUUUUGUCCUUUGUGUGCGUCUCAGGAUGGAGGGGAAAUACAACCUGAAGAGCCCGGCGGUGAAGAGGCUGAUGAAGGAAGCGGCUGAACUCCGGGAUCCCACUGAGCACUAUCACGCCCAGCCUCUGGAGGAUAACCUCUUCGAGUGGCACUUCUCAGUGCGCGGGCCUCCAGAUUCAGACUUCGACGGAGGGAUCUACCACGGCCGCAUCGUUCUUCCUCCCGAGUAUCCAAUGAAGCCACCGAGCAUCAUCCUCCUCACUCCCAACGGGAGGUUUGAAGUCGGGAAGAAGAUCUGCCUGAGCAUAUCUGGGCAUCACCCGGAGACCUGGCAACCGUCCUGGAGCAUCCGGACAGCUUUAAUAGCGAUUAUAGGGUUCAUGCCGACUAAAGGAGAGGGAGCUAUAGGAUCACUGGAUUACACUCCUGAAGAAAGGAAAGCCCUGGCAAAGAGGUCUCAGGAUUUCUGUUGCGAGAUGUGCGGUUGCUCGAUGCGUACAGCUCUGCAGCCACUGACGCCCAACAGCGAGCGCCAGCCUGUGGACCCUCAGGCCCAGCAACUAGCACAGCAGAUCAACUUUAAGGCUGAGUCCAGCACAUCAUCCACCGCCAGUGAGAGUAAAGAGACCGCGAGCGUUAGCCAAACUGCCCAACAGGAGACGAGCUCCAUCUCAGAGGGGCUGGACAGUGAAGCUACGGCUCCGGCCGAACAGGCUGAGUCGGUGUCUGAACCCGCCUCCACUCCUACGACUCCCAGCUCUCGGCCUCUGAGCCCUCGACAGCGGCGCGCUCAGAACCAGAACCAGAACCAGCCACAACGCCGGCCCACUUACCCAGCAUUCCCUGCAGCAGCCCAGCAAGACGGCAACCACACGGGCUCAGCCGUGCUCAUCGUGCUGCUCACGCUGGCUCUCGCCGCCCUCGUUUUCCGCAGGAUCUACCUGGCCCAGGACUACAAGUUUGACUACGAGCUCUGACCACAGAGUUUAAAAAAAUAUAUAUAUACACAUAUAUAAACUCCCACCAAAACUAAACUGCCGCCAACCUCCACCACCUUCCAGCUGCCACGAUCUCCUCAGUGGUGCCUGAUUGUGCUUAAUAGUGCAUACCAAAGGAGGAGGGCAGCUCAUACUGUACUUAUUUAGAAAUUAAUCACAUCUCUACUAUAUUUAGAAAAGAAAAUGACUGACUCAUGUUGGAAAUACACUCUUUCUUUCUUAAUUUGAAAGGACUGGCAGUCGAACUUCCUGUCCUGUCCAGGAAAUAUGGUUUGCCUGGAAUACAAUGGGAUCUCGCUGUUUUUUCCCCCCCAUAUGCUGACAUGUUAGUUGUCUAGGUUAUAUCUAUUGCAAGCCAUUUUAAUUGAGGUAAAGUUUUAUUUAUGACGCCGGAUAUGAAACAAUUAAUUCGUAAAUCUUUCUUGGGAGAAAUGUGGUACUCACGAAUCACCCCCUAAGUUUGUGCCGCCUAGUUUUUGUAAAUUUGAGUUUUAAAAUCGCAAUGAGUUACUGUAACAAAUCUGCGUCACCGGAAUGUUUUUAAAUCUUUCAGUUUGCUUUGGCCCCAUACUGCCGUUCACUAAAUCUGUCUAGUUUUUUUUUUUUUAUUAUUUUUUUAUUUUUUAUUUCAGCCUUCUGUUUACAUUUUUAUGGCCCCGCUUGUCUUUAAAAUGCUUUAAAAAGCAAAUGGGAUUGUCACCGUAAUUAUCACUGCAGUUAUAUGUACUCUAAAGGACUUUUAGAGGACUCUAAAAAAAAUUACGUAUUGUUCUUUUAAUAUUAACCCUUGUGCGUCAAUUAAAAAAAAAAAAGAGAGAAAAAAAGUUACACCUGGUUCCAUAGAGGACAAAAACGUCCAUGUCUAAAAACUGUCAUAAAAAUAUUAUAUGUUCAUAUUUUUUUUCCACUUUCACUGAUUAAAAGGUGAUUUAAAAAAAUAAUAAAAAAUUAAAACCAUCAUCAGUUCUAAUCAUAAUUCCCAAACAUUCAUUCUCAGAAUUUGAACCCUUUAAACGCCGGUUUCGUUACGUAAUGCAAAAAUCUUCAAAGCUCCGUAGCGUUUUUUUUUGACUCGUAUACGUGGGUUAGAUUUGUCAUUUCCAGUAUAAUAUAAUUUACUUUCUCUCAAACUGUUCACACACAUACGAACCCCGACUCUGAUAUCCACACACACACACAAUUAUAGCUGCAUCAUUUAUUCAUAUGCUCUAUAAUACAGCAGAAUCAGAAAAAAACAGAAAAGCAUGAGAAAAUACUACAUUUCCAGAAUUUUUUAUUUUUUUUUAAUCAAUGUUUUGAAACCUUACAGUUUGCCCUUAAGGUCUUGAGUGAGUAACUAUUUUGUGUACCUAGUUUAAAAUUUAUGAAAAGCAAAUGAGGGUGAAAUAUUAAAAUUCCAAUAAAAAAAUAAACACUUAAAAAUUGAUGCUGUUUGCAUCAACACAGACAAAAUUAUUAUUCUUUUUUUUUUUAUUUAAAAAAACAACAAAAUUAAAAAGACAAACAUGUGCAUAAGGACGCACAAGGGUUAAUGGUGACACAAAAGUACUCCGUUUUUAUGGGACUUUAUAAAAGUUGGACAACUAUUUAUUAAAAGCAGAUAAUCUCAAAGGAAAUAUCCGAACUGAAAGUGCUUAGUAAAUAUAAUGUAGGUAGGCUUUAGGCUUGUUCGAUAUUGAUUUUUAUUUUAUUUUUUUUCCACCUGUUGCUAUUUACCAUUAAAAAAAAAUUCACAGUGAAUGAUUGAUCAUCCAGAUAUUUAAAAAAAAAAAAAAAAAAAGAGCAUUCUACCAUUUCAGGUUUAAGGAGAGUAUGGGUUUGCUUAAUGUUAUUAGCUGUGAAGUCAGGAACUGCCUGGAUUUUGGAUUUCUCGCUGAUUCCAUAGCACAGUAAAGAGUUUGAUGCAAGCCUA
This is a messenger RNA of Ictalurus punctatus (channel catfish), 3226 nucleotides long. It is a transcript of the gene ube2j1, whose product is annotated as ubiquitin-conjugating enzyme E2, J1. Lineage: Eukaryota; Metazoa; Chordata; Actinopteri; Siluriformes; Ictaluridae. The record is from RefSeq and is a predicted model, not a curated record. Bases 343 to 1293 code for a protein of 316 amino acids. The transcript has 8 exons.